Messenger RNA from Candida tropicalis MYA-3404, 1164 nucleotides. Its product is annotated as mRNA splicing protein. Gene Ontology annotation, biological process: mRNA splicing, via spliceosome. The record is from RefSeq and is a predicted model, not a curated record. The transcript has a single exon. Gene Ontology annotation, molecular function: protein binding. Lineage: Eukaryota; Fungi; Ascomycota; Pichiomycetes; Serinales; Debaryomycetaceae. The coding region runs from base 1 to 1164 and encodes 387 amino acids. Gene Ontology annotation, cellular component: precatalytic spliceosome; Prp19 complex; catalytic step 2 spliceosome.
AUGCUGAACAUAUCUAGCCAACACAUUUUACUAAAUUAUGAUGACCCUAUAAUUCCACCUGAAGAUACACUAUCUGAGGCAAUGUAUAACAACGUAAAGUUGAACCAUUUUUUUAGUGGCGUACCAUCAAAACAGCAAGAUCAACAUCAUUCAUCCCAGGAAUCAAAUCAGUUAACAACUACAACCAAAAAUUCAACACCAGGACCAACUCAUUCAGAUUGGAAAUUAUUAAAAACUUUAGCUGGUGCUCAUAAAGGAUGGAUACGAUGUAUUGCCAUGGAUGAAAUCACAAACAAAUGGUAUGUGACAGGUCUGGCUGAUUCCACUAUAAAAAUUUGGGAUUUCGAGAAUAAUUCACUUAAAGCCAUAUUAACAGGUCAUAUAUUGGGUGUUCGUUCCUUAUGCGUUUCAAAAAGAUUCCCAUAUUUGUUUUCAGGAGGUGAGGAUAAAUCAUUAAGAUGUUGGGAUUUGGAACGCACCAAUUCACCAGCUGGAUGUCAAAUCAGAUCUUACCAUGGUCAUUUAGGUGGUGUGUAUUCAACAGCGUUACAUCCCGAAUUGGAUCUUUUGUUCAGUGGUGGUAAAGAUUGUGUCGUUAGAGUAUGGGAUAUUAGAAGCAGAGCCGAAGCAAUGACUUUGUUGGGUCAUCAAAAUGAUAUAACGUCAAUUCAAACUGACUAUAAUGAUCCUCAAGUAAUUACUAGUUCAAUGGAUGGAACAAUAAGACUUUGGGAUUUAAGAAACCAAAAAACCGAAUUGUUAAUAACCAACCAUUCUAAGAGUAUAAGAAGCAUGAAAUCACAUCCUAAGGAGUCAACUUUUAUAUCGGGAGAUGGUAAUGGAGAAAUCAAACAAUGGCUUUUACCUCAGGGAGAUUUGUUGAAUGAAUUCCAAUCCAAUGUUAGUGACAUGAAUCAACGCGAUAAUAGUAAAAUAAUCAAUACACUAUCGAUAAAUCCCGUGACUAAUACUUUAUUUUCAGGAUAUGAUGAUGGCAGGCUAGAAUUUUAUGACUACAUAAACGGCAGCUUACAGCAAUCAGGAUAUUCGCCGUCGUUAUCAGGUUCAGAAAACGAAGCAGCUAUAUAUGCAUCGACAUUUGACAUGUCUGGGUUAAGACUAUUAACUUGCCAUGGAGACAAAAGUAUCAGAAUUUGGGGGUAG